Penaeus indicus is the source of this 8357-nucleotide messenger RNA. RefSeq names its product calcium-independent protein kinase C-like. Gene Ontology annotation, biological process: protein phosphorylation. The annotation marks the transcript as partial. Gene Ontology annotation, cellular component: cytoplasm; nucleus. Gene Ontology annotation, molecular function: diacylglycerol-dependent serine/threonine kinase activity; ATP binding. The transcript is spliced from 13 exons. The record is from RefSeq and is a predicted model, not a curated record. NCBI's taxonomy places the organism in Eukaryota, Metazoa, Arthropoda, Malacostraca, Decapoda, Penaeidae.
UUUAGCUUAUUAUUUUAUUGUCCGGAAUUGGCUUCCCAUUCACACUCACAUUGAAUUUAUUCUUAUUAUAUUAAUACUUAUAAUUCUGUCUUCUUUUAAGCUUCCCUGUUUGACUUUAUACCAUCCUUCUGGUUUAUGGUUCUGGGCAUUUCUUCAGUAUUAUUUCUUUUGCUUACAGGUGGACUUAGAACCUCAGGGGAAGCUACACGUGGUGAUUGAACUAAAAUGGGCACCACCAGAAGAUGGAGGCGUCCGCCCACGAGAAUUCAGGGAACGGCAGGGCUUCAACCGGCGACGGGGUGCCAUGAGGAGGAGGGUUCAUCAGGUCAAUGGUCACAAAUUCAUGGCUACGUUCCUACGGCAACCUACAUUCUGCUCGCAUUGUCGAGAAUUCAUUUGGGGUCUAGGGAAACAAGGAUAUCAGUGUCAAGUAUGUACUUGCGUAGUCCACAAACGCUGUCACCAGUCGGUUGUCACACGAUGUCCAGGAAGCAAGAGUGAGACCAUCAAUGAGGAACCUUCAGUCCAGGGAAGUUGUCAACCGCGAUUCAACGUCAAUGUGCCACAUCGGUUUUCUGUUCACUCCUACAAACGGUUCACAUUCUGUGACCAUUGUGGCUCAUUACUUUAUGGCCUUAUUCGUCAGGGUCUCCAAUGUGAAGUAUGCAACAUGAAUGUUCACAAGAGAUGCCAAAAGAAUGUAGCCAACAAUUGUGGGAUAGACGUAAAACAGUUAUCAGAAAUUCUAGCCACCAUGGGUAUACGGCCCCAAGAUGAAGCAGCCAAACGCAAGAAGAAGUCUGUUAGUGAGACUAAGUUAUCAUCGGCCACCGCCCCUGUUAGUGUCCCAGGAAUCAUCGGAGAAGUUGAAGUCCCAGGUGAAAUGAAUGAGGAAGAGCUAAGACUAAGGAUUGAAGCUCAGCGUAUCAUGGACAAGAAGAUGAAGGAACGCUGUGCAGAAGAAGGACUAGAUGCCAAGUCAAAGCCACACGAUACUUCUUUAGAUGUCAUGCUUGGUGGGAAGAAGGUAGACCUGGAUGACUUCUCAUUCAUUAAAGUGCUUGGCAAAGGAAGCUUUGGAAAAGUAAUGCUAGCUGAACUCAAAGGGACAGAUGAAGUCUAUGCCAUCAAGGUGCUUAAGAAAGACGUGAUCCUACAAGAUGAUGAUGUAGAAUGUACAAUGACUGAGCGGCGGAUCUUAGCGAUGGCUGCCCACCACCCCUUCCUCACUGCCCUCCACUCUUGCUUUCAAACCAAGGAUCGAUUAUUCUUUGUUAUGGAGUAUGUUAACGGUGGCGACCUAAUGUUCCAAAUUCAGAAGGCUCGCAAGUUCACAGAGUCACGUGCAAGAUUUUAUGCAGCUGAGGUCACGUUGGCCUUACAGUUCCUCCAUAAAAAUGGUGUUAUUUACAGAGAUUUGAAAUUAGAUAAUAUUCUACUAGACAGUGAAGGACAUUGUAAAAUAGCUGAUUUUGGUAUGUGUAAGGAAGGCAUCAGGGAUAAUAUUACAACAACCACCUUCUGUGGAACACCAGAUUACAUUGCACCAGAGAUUCUUAAAGAGUUGGAUUAUGGUGCAAGUGUUGACUGGUGGGCACUAGGAGUUCUCAUGUAUGAAAUGAUGGCAGGACAGCCACCAUUUGAGGCUGAUAAUGAAGAUGAUCUCUUUGAGUCCAUCCUGCAUGAAGAAGUUUUGUAUCCAGUUUGGCUUUCAAAGGAAGCAGUUUCUAUACUGAAAGGGUUUAUGACAAAGGAACCAUCCAAGCGGUUGGGCUGCGUUGCAGAGCGAGGAGGAGAAUUGGCAAUUCGUAACCACAAAUUCUUCCGAGAGAUAGACUGGGAGGCUCUGGAGCAGCGCAAAGUUAAACCACCAUUUACACCCAAGAUAAAAGGACGUAAGGAUACAGUCAACUUUGAUGCAGAGUUUACCAAGGAAGAGCCAACUCUCACCUUUAUUAAUGAAGAAGUUGUUCGUGCUAUCAACCAAGACGAGUUUAGAGGAUUUUCUUUUGUUAAUCGUGAAUUUAAGUCCAUGGCGGCUGCACCAUGUCAAACCUAAGUGCAAAUGCAGCACAGUACAAAGUGCUAAAGUCUCCCCAGGAAACUUGAUGUGCAGACUAUAUGAGAGGAUUCUUUAGGGAAGAAAGCAGAUGAAGGAAGGGAAAAAACAGUGAAUAAUAGUAGGAAAGAUUUCAAAUUUGACUGCACAAAGAGUUGAAUGUCUCAACAAGCACAACUGAGAAUGGCUGUAUUGUGAUUAACAUUGUAUAUCUAAUAAUACUCUUUAUGAUGGAUUUUUUUCAUUAUUAAUAUAGUAUUUUAUUUUUUUUUUUGCAAAAGAUUCUAAUAUGGAAGAUCUCUGAAUUUAUAAGUUACAAUAUUUUUAAAUAUAGAUAUAUUUCAUGAUGGAAAGAUAUUACAUGGGAGCGUUGUAGAGAUUUUUUUUUUAAAUUGAAGAUAGUAUUUAUAUAGUGUUGUUCUGUAAAUGCAUGAUGCAUUUGGAAUAUGAUAGGAAGAUACAAAGUUCGUAAGGAAUUUUACAAAGAAUGAUUCUAAUGUUUAUUUAUUUUUUACUGACUUCUUUCAGUGUAUUGUUAGGGAAAAUUGCCAACUUUUGAACUUCCAGUUCUGGAGGUUUGAAGGAUAUAUAUUGCAUUUUAAUGCAGUAAGCACUUACUAUAGAUAAUCAACCUAUGAGGCUCAUGAUUUAGCACAUGUAAAGAAAGGGAAAAGGAAGUGAAAUUGAAAGUUAUAACCUUUGACUAAAAUUGCUUGUCCAGUUAUGGUACCAGAUGAUUCCAAAAGGCUAGUAAGAAGUGCACAAAAGAUAACUAGCAUCAGGAUAAUAUUUAAUGUCUGGCAGUGGAAAGAAACUUGGAUGCAGGUAUGGGGGAGACCAGAUGUAGGACCAUACAACUCAUAUUAACUUUUGGCCCUCUUUUGUAUUGUUUCUAGGUCACUCAGUCACAUAAACAUACACUCAUGUACACUCACAUGCUAUAACACACUCACAAUCAAACAAGCGCAUAAAAAUAUUUUAUAUUCUUGAAGUGGUGGAAGCCCUCCUCAUAUAUACUUAUGGUGCAAUAUGCCAAAGAAAAUGGGCUUGACGAGUCCUUAUUAAUGUGCAUCAAUCACAAGUGUUUAGAUUAUACUUAAUAAGUUGCCAGGUGUUUUGCAGUCCAAUAUGAAAACAGAAGAUGUUUGUUUGUAUAAGACUGUAUGCUUCCAGUUCUGAAUUUAGUGGUAUUCAGGGUUGUCUAAUGUAUGGAAUCAUUUCUCCCCCACAACAUUUGGUCUUUCCCAUCAUGCAUUCUUAACCUUAGUGACUCUUAUCUACGCACAAUUUACAGGCAAGUGGCAAGAUCAGCUUUUUUUGAGUCAUUGGUGGCAUUUCAGUAAGUUUACUUUUCCCCCCCACCUAAGUUAUGAUACGGGAAAUUAUUGCUUAUUAAACGCUCACCAACCAGGUUCAAUGUAGCUGUUCUGAUCACAGCUCUGUACUACAGACAUCCAGGUAGUGGAUAAACUAUACUAUUGUAGCCAAUGUGGUAAUGUGCUUUUAUAGUUCUCAAAUGGCAUACAUUUAUUGUGUGUCUUCUCUUCUUCCUCAGCAGAUUAAAAAAGAAAAAAAAAAAAAAGGGCAAGAUCGUUGUUAAAAAACGUACCCUAAAAACUUGAAUGAUAUGAAUAAGGUUCAAGUCAGAACUACAUAAGGUCCACAGUUUAUUGACCUACAUAUUGAGCUUAGACCAGUAUUGCAUUUCAUAGAAAGGAUAAAUAAGUUUUCCAUCAUAUUCAUGACCAUAAGAGGGAAGCAAAAAAAAUAUAAAGAAAAAAAAAAAAAGGGCAAGAUCGUUGUUAAAAAACGUACCCUAAAACUUGAAUGAUAUGAAUAAGGUUCAAGUCAGAACUACAUAAGGUCCACAGUUUAUUGACCUACAUAUUGAGCUUAGACCAGUAUUGCAUUUCAUAGAAAGGAUAAAUAAGUUUUCCAUCAUAUUCAUGACCAUAAGAGGGAAGCAAAAAAACAUAUAACAUUAAAAAAAAACAAAAAAAACAUAUAACUCUCAGUGCGUAGUAGAGGGGAACAGAAACCCCUCCCACUCCCCAUCCCCACCCCACCCCACCUCUGAAUGUUGGUGUGUGUGUGCGCAUCUGUGUUAAGUCCCAGGCGGUGGUGUGUGUGUCGCAGCCAAUUUAGAGGUUGUAGAACAGCCGCUUAGCCAAGACAGUCGUGUGGGUAAAACUGUCCCCAACUCACAUGGGUCUUAAUGGUCCAGAAGUCAACUUUGAUUAAUGGAUUUAUCUGUAAAAGUUUACUUCCAUUAUAAUUUGAUCUGUCCAGCAUAACUUGUGCAGGACAAUGAAGGUGCUGGAUUUCUUAAUAUUUCACUACAGUAACUGCUGAAAAAUCAUAUUGAGUACACUUCCAUUAAGUAAAGAGGUUGAUUUAAAUGUGAGUUACCACUUCUAGAGACUCCCAAUAAGUAGUUUUUUUUUUUCUUUUUUUUUCUCUAAUUGUAACAUAAUAUAUACUCCAUUGAGAUUCUUGGAGGUGGUGGGAUACCCCGUAAAUGCUAGUGUUGGCUAUGGCCUCAGGUUAGUGAGUUGAGCCAGUGAUGCUGCGACCCGUCACCGCUGUGUCUUCUAGCAAAUCUUCCAAUGGUUCACGCCUGUUGAUUAUUUUAUUUUUUGGUAGUGUGGUAUAAUUGUUGUGAUGUGGACAGCCAGAUGUGGGGCAAGUCUCCCCCAGCACUCCCCAGUGCUUCUUUGCCCUGCAUUUGUGUGUGUCCACAGUAUUUUAAUAAACUCCUGCCCUUGUCCCCAGCCCACUGCUUACGGUCUGGCCUGGGACAGAGGUGUUGGAAAUGUGUCACUCAGCCGCUGGGGGCCUGGGUCCAGUCAUGAUUGUGGCCCUCAGCAGGCCAUCUAAGUCACUCUUGUCAUCUGCCUUAUCGUCUUUCGCACAAAGAAGGAAUUUUGUUGUGACUGGUGGGUGAGCAUGAUGGAGGGCAGGCAGUGGUCCGUCUCCCCCAGGCGGCGCAUGUCGCUGUCACCACUGGCUGCCUCAGGUUGCUGUAUAGACCUGUGCACCCCAAACCAUGCCCGCUGUCUCUGUGUGCAAUAUUACUUGGCCUCGGGUCAGAGUAGCCAUUCACUGGUAACGUUUGACUCCUAGGCCAAGAUUGGUGUGGUACCUGUGAUGCAUCCAUCCUCGCACACCCACCUCCAAGGCAGUGUUCUACAACCAUUCUUGACUCAUUACCAUAUCUCAUAGCCCAGAAAACAUUGGUAUUGCAACAAGGCCAAAGAUAGUAGAUAAUGUACUGGUAGAAAAGAAUCAAAUCUUGUAGUGUGCAGUUUUGCUGUCUUCAUUGUUUGUGUUGUGGUCAAAAUCUGCGUUGUUAAGUAGAUAGUUGUCUUGUGAGCUGCUUACAACUCAAAGCCAGGAACGCUUGUUUGUUUGCAGUCCAACAGACAGUCAUGGGCAGAUGGCCUUUUGCAGUCACAUUAUAAGCCUUAUAAGGCUCCAUCUUUGCUUAGAAGGUUUGCGAUUUGCAACCUUUGUCAAGACCAUUAUUAUGGUGAAGACCUUAACAAAGGGUCUCUUAGGAGCCUUGUGCAGUAUUCCAGAGGUUUAUUGCACUUCAGCGUCCUGGUCAGGUGAGAUGUGCUUUUUUUGCUGUAGUCUGCAAGUAAGUGGCUACUGCAUGCUGUGAAUCUGAAAAAUCUGCAUUCACAGCAGAAUAAGCUGUGUUUCUCUGCUAAUAUCAUAGGUCUGCUUGAUAAAACCUGUAAGCAAGCAGUGUGCUGACCAUUAAUGCUCUCUAGACAAGACUUUGUGUUCAUUAGUAUUGCAGUGGGUAGCAUAUACUCUACAAUACAGUGAGCUGUGGAGAAAACUUCCAGCUCACUACUUGAGUGGUCAGUGUCUGAUAGCCAAGUCUACCAGAAAGCUGGAGUAAGAAUUUCCAGUUGUAGUUUUUCAUUAUGCUUACCAUUUGACUUCCAGUGGAGCAGUUGGUAGUAUAAAAUUAUGUGUAAGACAUGAGUGCUACACCAGUGAAGAGUCUUACAAGAAAUAAGCUUUUUUAUUGUCUGGUAUGCUUUCCUCCCCCUGUACCAGAUAGGACUAGUGAAUGGUUGCUAAAGCUGCUUUUUAGUAGCUGGAGUCAAAUUGGGGGAAAGAGAAUCCUAAGUAGUACUUGGACCUUCACGUUGCAUUUCUCACAGCCGUUCCGCUGCUGUAGGCUGGAACCUUACAGAAGUGUUUAGGAACAUCUCUCUAUUCUGGAUGGUCCAGGCUUAGGGAAAGAUUAGAUUUUUUUCUUAUUUGAAAUGUAAGGUAAUAAUUUUCAUAACAAUAAUGAUUAUAAUAGGGUAAUGAAAUUAUCAUAAUUUUUCUACAGUAAUUAUCAUUUAUUUUAAUUACUCUCAUAUUUAAAUUAUUGUCUCCAUCAGAAGCUGAAAUAUGUAAUUGGGCUUAUACGACAAUUUUCAGAUAAGGACACAAGUGUUUCACUUUAGAAGCUUCUGUAAGUCAUAACUUUUAUUAGUAGCGGUUUGGAGUGGAAAUGACAACUAGGAGUAGUCUUUUUCUGAUCCACCUUAAAGCAACACUGUAUUACAGAGCCCAAUUCCCAGAAGGGCUAAACUCAAAAGGUGGACCCAUAUUCUCAUGGUGUCCUUUACAAAUUAUAGCCCAAUUAGUAGUGCAGUCUAACUUAUAAAGCAGCCUAAGUUACUGUAUGGUCAAAUUCAGAAUGGGGCUGUGCUUUAGUGAGGUGCAUUUAAACAGGACUUCACUUCGGUGAGGCCCUUCCUCUUUAGGAUCUUGCUUUAGUGAGGCCCUCUUCAUGCAGGGUGCUGCUUUAGUGAGGUCCUUAUAUCGGACCCUUAUCUAGUGAGACCCUUCGUAAUGCAUGACUCAACAUAGGUGAGGCCUUACUCUUUACAGGGUUUACUUCAAGUUCUGCUUGCAGAUUUGCCCAGAAUUAGUGAGACCCUGUAAAUGGUUUGCUACUUUUGUGAGAUUAUGCUUUUGUUGGGCCACAGUUAAAGAUAGAUCAUUUCAGUGGACUUCAGUAAUAACCAUGGAGUUAUUCUCUUUUGAGGUUCCACUUACAAAUGAUGAGUACUUUUAGAAGCCUCUAUUAAGUGACAGGGCCCAAGUCACAGUGAAUCCCUACUGUGUAGUAGAACUAGAUUCACUGUAAAGAUCAAUAUGCAUAGGUUAGGAAAAAUGAGGCACAAGUACUACAACAACUUGUUUGCUAUAUGGGGUAUAUUACCAUAGGACCCAGUUCUCAGUAAGACCAACUGAAUUGGGGUCAGAAUCAUAACAAGGUCGUAAAUCUUCAGGGGCCCCUGAGUCAGAAUGAGGCCAAGGUUACUGUGGGACCCAGCUAACACUAAGGUCUUAACAAAAUAAGAUCAAGAUAAUAAUGAAACCCAGCAGUUUAGGGCCCAGUCAACAAUCAGACCCAAUUUUCAUUGGGAUCCGAUCAACAGUAAGGCCAACAUAAAGUGGGAACCGACGAACAAUAAGGCCAACAUUCAGUGGGACUCGACCAGCCGUGAGGCCCUAGUGCACAGUCGGAACCUGCUCACAGUGAGGUCCAUCAACAGUGGGACAAACUCGCUGUGAUCAUCAGUAUUCUUCCCUUCCUCAUCAUCUGGGUGCUCUAGGGUAGGGCUGGUGCACAAAACAAAAGCUGUGUACAAAGUAUUUGCAUAGGAUGCGAUUUUGCAGUAUGCAUGUGCGAUCUGGCAGUUUCCUCCCUUUCCCUCCCCUCUCCCAUAAAAAGGUGCUUAUAAAUCCAGCACCUAUCAGGAUGAAUAAUAGGCUGGACAGAGCACCAAAUUCUUUUGUUCCCUGUUCCAGUAGAGAGCACCCAGCCUAUGUUGAAUACACAAAAACCUCAAUCCCCAGUCCUUGUAAUCCCACCCUGUAAUACAAUCAUUCAUGUCGUCAUUGGUAUUGUACUUAAUUGCAUUUUCAUAACUUUAGUUUGGAUCUUAAGCCAAAGAGAUUGAUGUUAGCUGUAGAUUGAUAGACAUUUUAAUAGAUACAUGAAUUGUUCCCAUAACUAUUCUAUUUGUAAAUGUUGGUCUGAGAGAGAGAGUGGAUGUUGGUGUGUGUGUAUGCUGCUGAGCUACGGUGGGUUGGAAAGAAGGACAAAGCAGGAUGGGUUUAAAGGCAUUGGAAUUAUGGGAAAUAAGAAUUAACGCAAAAUUAAAUUUUAAAAUCAAGUUUACCAAUUUAAUUCACUCAUACAUAUAUGUGUACAAGCAUGCAUGCACUUGCAUUCCAUCACACAUUCACAUACACAUGUAACUUGUAUGUAUGUGUG